Messenger RNA from Drosophila willistoni, 976 nucleotides. Its product is annotated as ABC transporter G family member 7. Bases 250 to 942 code for a protein of 230 amino acids. The transcript has 4 exons. The record is from RefSeq and is a predicted model, not a curated record. Lineage: Eukaryota; Metazoa; Arthropoda; Insecta; Diptera; Drosophilidae.
AUUUGAACUUUUUACUUAACUCAUAUAUGAUUAUUUGCAGUGUAUAUAUCCAUCAAUUAUUAUUAUUGUCUAGCCUGGGCAAAGAUAUCGUUUACUGCAUCGAUCACUUUUUGGGACUUUAGAUAACAUAUUGAGAAAGUUUUAGAUACAAAAAAUUUAUCAAUGACUCGCAAUUUGGUUGAACUUUACUAUAAAUACCAAGUGAAAUGGCAAAAUUUAAUUAGUUGAAAAACAAAAACAAAAGCGAAAAUGAAAUCAAUUGUUGGCUUGGUGGUAGUUUUGGCCCUAGUGGGUCAGCAAGUCACUGGCAAGAGUCUAACCAGUAACUUGAGCAACUUUACCAACAAUAUCGGUGAAGAUGCCUCAAUUUUUGGCAAUGAACUGGGUGAAGCUGGCACUCAAUUUGGUCAAGACAUAUCGAACAGUGCCAUCAAAUUUGCCCAUGAAAUAUCUCAGGAAGUGAAACAUUUGCUUAACGAGGAGAUUUCCACUGUGGUGAAGAAAGUUAAUGCAACUAUUAAGAAUUCUACUGUAAGUGACAGUGGCUCAUCUUGUGCUUGUGUUUGUGAUCAGCCCUCGUUGUCCUCAAAUCUCACAAAUGAGGCCAAGAAAGUUUCCUCUCAGAUGGCCAAUGUUAUACAUAACGUGGCCAAUUCUGCUACCAAUAUUGCCAAUAAUGCUGCCAAUGCUGCAAAUAAUGUUGCCAAUAAUAUUGCUAGCGAUGCCAAUCAAGCUGCCAAUGCUGCCACAAAUGCUGCCAAUAAUAUUGCAAAGUCGGCCAACAAUGUGGCCAAUAAUGUUGCCAACGAUGCAUCGCAGAUUGCCAACAAUGUGGCCAACUCUAUGCAAAAUGUGGCCAACAAUGUUGCUAAUGCAGCUACAAAUGUUGUCCACUCAAUUGUCAAUGAUGUCAAUCAUUUGGUCAAUUCCACAGCCAAUUAAAGAUUAUAAAUAAAUAUAUAUAUUCAAAUUCAAA